AUGUCCUGGCAAAACUACGUGGACAACCUGAUGGCUGAUGGCAACUGCCAGGACUCGGCCAUUGUUGGGUAUUUGGACGCCAAAUACGUCUGGGCAUCGCAUGCCGGCGGUACUUUCGCCAACAUCACGGCUGAAGAAAUUGAUGUGUUAACCGGAAAGGAUCGGGAGGGCUUCUUCACUUCGGGGAUGACCCUAGGCAGUAAAAAGUGCUCCGUAAUCAGAGACAGCCUCAAUAUUGAGUCCGACUGGACGAUGGACAUCCGGACAAAGAGUGUAGAUGGAGAGCCAACAUACAACAUUUCCGUAGGGAAAGCCGGCAAAGCAUUGGUUUUAGUCAUGGGAAAAGAUGGUAUCCAUGGAGGGAAGCUCAACAAGAAAGCAUAUGACAUGGCUGCCUACCUGAGGAAGUCUGGAUUCUAA
Messenger RNA from Knipowitschia caucasica, 420 nucleotides. The record is from the annotation of a GenBank genome assembly. Lineage: Eukaryota; Metazoa; Chordata; Actinopteri; Gobiiformes; Gobiidae.